Messenger RNA from Megalopta genalis, 5252 nucleotides. RefSeq names its product F-box protein dampened (gene dmpd). Gene Ontology annotation, molecular function: protein binding; transcription coactivator activity. Lineage: Eukaryota; Metazoa; Arthropoda; Insecta; Hymenoptera; Halictidae. Gene Ontology annotation, biological process: positive regulation of DNA-templated transcription. Gene Ontology annotation, cellular component: nucleus. The record is from RefSeq and is a predicted model, not a curated record.
GAAGUGGCGAUGGCGAUACGAAACGCGACAAGAGGGGCACGCAUAUGUACAUAGAGAUUUGGUCGUGGUCGCGCGGCAGUCGUCAUCGUCAUCGUCGACAUCGCCGUUGUUUGCACGCCGAUCUCGAUUUUGACAGCGAAUUCGUUGACGAAUCGACGAAUCUCGAAGCGAACUGUGGCGAGCCGAAAGAUUCAUAGGAGAAAACGAGCCGUAUAAAGGAAAUCGUUGCGAAGGGGGGGAAGACCGAUCCAUUUCCGCGCAAAACGGGGAACAGUGAAGGCGUUUGUAUGUAUUCUUUAUUUCAUUGUUUACCAAACUGAAGCUGAUGCACUCGACCCACGCAACAGACGACCGAGUCGCGACAGACGACGGAAAGGAAGUGGAAGAACCGUUUCGACAACGCGGCACGCGCGCGCUUUUUUCCGGGUACGAUUUACGCGUGUGAGUGCGCCGUACACAUUCUCUCCGUGACGUCGCUCCAAUCGGAUCUGUGGAACGCGACGCUACGGAGAACGGGAAACAAUUUCCUUUCGUUCUGAUUCGCCGUUGCGUUACGACCUUACGACAGUGCUGCCAUCACACUCAAAGAUAAGGGAUAGCGCCGAGGCCGAGGUCGAGCAAGUGCGAAAACACGUACGCUUCACCAUAAACGAGGGCUGCGCACUGGUGAGUGCGCAAUGGGAUGGUGGGGAUAGAAAAUGUGACGCCGGAGAGGUCGGUGUCGGUAAACGUGAACGCAACGCGACGGUCGCGGAGGGAUCAUUGUAGUUGCACGAGUGUAGCGCGCCGCACGGGACAGGACAGAGACAGAGCCAUAGAGAAGGAGUUACGAACAAGAGUGAUAGCGUUAUUCGAGAAGAAAGGAGUAAACGUUCGACGGUGAAACCGAGUGAGAACGAGUGCAUUAGCAAGGGUCGUGAGGAGAAGGAAGGGAUCUCCGUCAAAAUGUCGCUGAAAACACCAACGCGGAUACAUUGAUUGCUUUCCGUCAUUUAACAGGGGGUUUCUGGUGAAGCUGAUUACCUGAAACAUUAAAAAUAUGGUAUCGACUCGUCAGUCGAGUAACAUGGGAGGAAGUAAUGGGGGUGGACCAGUUGCCGAAGUUGCAGAUACUAGUUCAUCGAGAAGAAAUCAGUCUGUAACGAUGGCUAGUUCGUACAGUGGAGCUACAGUUUCGGAUCCACCCACCUAUAGUAAUUUAAAUCUUCUGGACUUACCUGUUGAAAUUCUUGAAAAGAUUUUCAGCUAUUUGGAUUACAAUACUGUAGCUCAUUUACGUCCAGUAUGCCAUCAAAUGGAUCGUGCCUGUGGUUCAAUAUUAAACUCCACAUUUCAAAAGCUUCAAGCACAAAUGUUAAGUCGUUUUCAUGCAAUUAAAGCACAGAUGCCAAGACGCGAAUCAGCACGUCGUAAUCAUCCGCUAGCUUGUGAGUCGGACAUAAUUGAAACCCUUCACAUGAGACUUACUUUGCUGCAGAUGAGUUUUGGCAAGCACAUUGAACGAAAACAUUGUUGUUUCUUUCCUGGCGAGAUUUUAGAUGAAGUUUAUCGUAUUUUACAUUACAUAAAGGUUAGUCAAAAAUUAGCCAGGCCGUACAAAGUUACAGAUGAGUUAUUUGAUUUAAGUACUAUGGCUAUGGAGUACUUUAAAGAACGUAUAGAACCAACACUACCAGAAAUUCCAUACUUUGGAGCCGAUUUCUUAGAUCUUGCUGGAACGUUCUCCUCAUCUAGUAAUGUGAACAAGCCGUUUAUAUGUCUGGACACAACACCUAUGGCUGUUGGAAGUGGUAAAGCUGGAAGCAAUAGUGGAGAAGAAGGUUCUCCUCCACAUUCUUCAGACGAUCCUGUACUUCUGGAGUCCAAUGUAUCACCGCCACAAUCGAAUAUGGUGUUACGGAAACGAAUUCGUAAGAUCAAGCAAGGCAUGAAGCGGUACAAUAGUCAGUUAACAUUAAUGCGUAGAGACCUGAGGAGUUGUAAAGCGAAAAUAGCAGAGCAACAGAAACAGAUUGUGGAAUACGCUACGCGUCUCGAUGAGAACGAUAAGAAGAACGAGGAGACUUCCCGCAAAUUUAGCACACUCCUACAGGAAUUGAACAAAUGUAAAACAGAGCUUCAGUACUGGCGAUCCAAAUCCCCAGCGAUACCAGUGUGCGUGGUUUGUGGCCAAUCUAUGUUGGUACCGUCGGAGGACGUACCGGUUCAAAGUAACCAAGGUGUCGCGCCUGAGACAGUGAAUGAAGAAUUAGACUUCAUUCCCAUAGCAGACUCUCAGAGUCCUACCGAGGUGGCUCCUCAACCACCACUCACACAGCCUUCACCGCCGCCGUCGACAGAGGAAAUGGCACCACCGAAGGCUCCCGUGCCUUCGUUAUCCAUAAAACGGAAAUCUACAUCGGAAGAAACACCUAGCGACGCCGGGAAAAAACCUCGUCGUACUGCCAAGUCACGUCAGGUCAAACGUUCGAAGAUAUAAAUCGAUUCUGAUCAUGGUACAAAAAUAUUAAAAUCUAACAUCCUUGCUGAGUUUCCGGAAUAUAAAAGGUCUCCCGGUUCGAAGCGGCGCGUGUUCCUUCACGUUAGCGAGCGAACGAUCUUAGAAAAGUACAAAAUUCUUUCCUGAACGUCCUGCAUUUCGCGCAACGAACCUCGUUUUUGAAAAUUAUAGUCACGUCGGUUGCCGCGCGAUGGGGAUUGACGCGUUUAAUUUUCCUAUUUUUAUUACGGACGGAUUCGUUACGCACGGUGACAUCUACAAAUAUUCUAAAUGAUAGCUGAUCGUUUCUAGCUCGCUCGUGAAGCAACACGGCAGAGCGAGAUCAUUUUUUUUUUUCACGGGAGUCCUUUUGAUUAUUGUUUUUCACGAUGGUAUACACAAGGAAAACGAAAGCGUUAAAAUUUAUGUGAUACUUUCAAUUUAUAUCAAGUUGUAGAGCAGAUCAAACAUCGUGACGGUGAUGAUAUACAGACCACUCACGUUCUGUAUCUCUUGAAUGUAAACAAUGCACUGAUUUACCAUUUAUCCUAAACAUUUCUGAAGUGUCUUUUUUUUUUGUUUUUCUUUUCUUUUUCUUUUUACUGUAACGACUUUUCUGUUCGAUACGUCUGAUUUGUGAACUUGAAUUACAUGCCGAUUAGACAAUACAGAACCACAUGUAUAAAUACGAUAUUAGGUACACCCAAUAGUUUUUGCCGAUUUUUGUUAGUCGUAAUUCUUGGAAAUUGUAUAAAAACAAAUAUAAAUACAUGUAAAAACAUACGAAAAACAUAUUAUUUAAAUAUGUUUUUUUAUAAUUUUUUACAUAAAAAACGGCGAUAACUGUUUAGGGUACUUAAUAUUCGGUAAUCAAGCGGGACAAAGGUCUUCGUAUUAAACACGGUUACAAUUGAAGUUUGAUGUUUGAAAUUUCUGAAGAAAUCGAUCGAUUAAAUGAAAUAAUCAUUGCACGUGGUUAUUGUUGUUCCCUGUGUAGAUAGGGGGCGAUGGUCUUGUCUUUGAAGAAGUUUUUCUUUAAAAUUUCGAGCGGACAUUCGACAUGUUUCUAGCAAAUUUUAUUUUACAGUAUCAAUAAAUAAGUACCUGAGGGGACUGACCGGGGCUAGUUCGCGCAGGUACUCCAAUGUUCAUCAAUAUUCAUAUCAAUUUUAUAAUUUACCUAAAUCUGCUCAAUUCAGAGAAUGGAAGAAUCAUUUACCCUUGUAAUGGUUUGUGUAUACCACUUAUGCUACCAUGAAUUUGAUUACAGAUAAUGGAUAGCGAAAAAUGUUAUGAAUUGUAUCGGUUCUUGAAUUAUAACACGUAGCGUCGACUUAUUUUUCUGAUCAUCGUUACAUGAAUUUAUAAUGACUUUAAAAACAUGGGAAAUAAACUACUACAUAGUAAAGCAGCUCACCAUGAUGAAAUCAAAAACACUUCUAACGACAUAAAGUUCUUUGAGCCUUAAAAAUGCGAUGUUGGGGAGAAAGUGGAUUGUAAACGUGAACAAAAUAUGCGUUAAAUACAUUGAAGGGUGUUAUUUUGUUUCUAACACGUCAUCCAUUUGAAUGGGCGAUUGUCUCGCAGGAUGGCGUAUAUUGCAAUAUUAAUAGCGCUAGGAAAUUAUUUAUAGGAUCAAUUUAUUUAUAGGAAAAUGAUUGUCAGAUUAUUUUAAUGAAAAUAAAUUUGAACACUUCAAUUUUGUAAUUUAUCAAUCACGUUGAUUAAAGAUUGACUGAUUCCGCCACCACGUAUGCAAAGGAAACGAGAUGUAGGAAACAAUUGAACGUAUUAUUUAAUUAUACCGAUUUGAAUAAUUAAAUCUGAAUCAUAUAAUUUUCUUUUUGUAAAAAUCGGACAGAUUACCCUGCGCGAUGCUCGAUGAUCGGUCUGUGUAGAUUCAAUUAUUUGGUUUGCACCAAUCCUAAUUAAUCGUGGAGAUGCAUAGUUCGAAAUAUUGUGAGUUAUUAUUCAUGAUUCUAGUAAUAAAUAUAAAGGAUACUGAUAAUAAGUAAAUGAUACUUUAUUAUAAAUAUAUAAAUAUAAAUAGUAUAUACAUACGUAUAUACAUAUAUAUGUAUAUAUGUAUGUAUGUAUAAGUGCGGUAACUUGCCAGGACAUGCAUACCACACGGAGCACUUUAGUUUAAACUUUAAUGGAACAAUAAGAUAUAAUAAUUAAUGAUGAAAUAAUUAUAUAUAUAUAUAUAUAUAUGCAUAUAUAUAAUUUUUUAUCGAUGUCGAAAAUUAAUUAGGUGAUGAAAUAAAAACUAAUGAGCAGUCGGUGAAAAAGAAAGAAAACGUGUACGUCGCAACACACGAUGUAUGAGAGUAAUGAGCGAGUCUUAACGAGCGUGUGAUAUUUAAAUGAAAAUGAGAAGAAAAAAACACUAAAUUCAAACUUAAUGAGAAUUUACGAUGUGAUGCUUUAUCGAUUUAACUGCGGGAAAGUGACCUUUAUUCAAAUAAACUACAUGUGGGGCGUUUCUGGCUACGAAAACGAUGUAUGAAUUUUACUUAUUGUUAUGUUGAAUAGGAUUGCGGGGGCGGGCGUAAUUGUAUCGCCGUGUCGGAAAUUUCGAAAUGCUUUUGCAUUGCAUGCUUAUAGCGAAUGCGUUCUGACAGAUUGAGCAAAAAGAAACAAAAUACAGACGAACGAACAACAAUUAUGUCAAAGUGGAAAUAUAUACUUGUAAAUGGGAUUCCUCUUACACGAGUGUAUCUAGGCCCCUGAGAUGUAACAGCAUCCUGUAUACAAACUUUUAACGAUUGUA